AUGACGUCAACUUCACCACGGAUCGCUGGUCUUGUAACAAACGGCUCGAUAUCAUAUUACUUGAUAGUCUACGGUUCCAGCAUCUAAAAACACAAACAAUCAGACUGUACUACUACGACCGAUUCAAGAAUGUUAGUAAAGAAUUUAAUUGAUUCAUUCAAUGCCGUCAUCUACAGCUUCACCUAUGGCUUCACAGACCCACGUUAAACAGCUCAACUUUUUCGAAGAUCAGAAAACAUGCCGCAUUUCAUCCACCUUGAUGCUUCAUUCGGCUUUGGUUCAGCGUUGCUGAAAAACUCGCGAAGGAGUGGAAAUCCCCCAACAAGUUGAUCAAGGUUUUUAUUAGGCUCAAUCGGUGAUCAGAGAUACGACGACUCGAGUCUCUUCUAUCCGCAGGCGGAGAUCAGAUCGCGGCGGGUAAAAAGGGCCAUGGACGUCUCCAGCAAGGGGGAGAGAAAGAGUUCGAUCAACGACCGCAGAGUAGAGCGAAGUCACAACUUACUACAACCGCAUCCAGGGAUGAUCGGUGUUGGAUCUGGUGCGUCGAGGAAUAUUGACUAUCAAUCGAAGCCGUAGGCAACGGAACCUGCUAGACAUCUUAGGCAAGCUGCCGUGUAGAUUCGAAUCAUCAGCAAGGCCGCAACGAGCCUGGCACCAUUGGCAGCAUGUUCCACGUCGCUGAGUUACGAGAUACGGUGGCCUUGAAGCCGACCGAGCUCCUACAUCCUGAAGACCAACAAGAACAACUUCAUGCUCUGCUGAAGCAAAAACUCAAUGCGAAAUAUGCCAAAAAAAUUAUUCCGCAAUGUGGCCUUGGUACUACGACCAAAUCUUACGUUAUAAUUUACAAAACAAGAUUCUCCCACGCUAAACGCAGUCUGCUGGUCUUUAAGGAUAGAGUAUUGCUCACUCGAUGCUCUAUGCUGCUUCUACUGUUCCGGCUCAGUCGUGGUUGCUUUAUGCUACCGAUUCUCUACUCACUAACAGGCAUCGUCGUCUCUAUCGUCAGUAGUUGACAAAAAUCUUACUGGUGCCUACUCUACUGUGCGUACUCUACUCACUACCUUCAGGCAUCGCCGUGGAGCGGAUUUGCAGCCAAAAUGCUGGCAUUAUUCAGAGGUCAGAGGGUGUGCGAACCGAGCAUCUUGUAUAUUUCACAGUGAAGUUUCGGCUGCUCGUGUUCAGACCUAGUAAAGGUACCAUACUGGAGGUCUGCAUCAAGAAGCAGUGUCCGCAAGGUGGCAUCCGUGCGUCUCUUGGAGACUGGUUUCCCCACAUCUACAUCCCGCCAGAUAUGCUGCAGAAGCCGUGUCGCUGGACAACACAAGUUAAGGCUAACCACGCUGCUGCAUGUCCUGAACCCAAUGAUCGUCCUUGGCUCUUUACUUGAAAACGAAGCCAAGGAUAGGACGCUCAGGUGACACCAGCAUGCAUGCGCGGCAGCUGGCUCUAAACAAACUAGUGAGCAGCAUGGACGUAGUGAGGAUGGAGCCCAAGGCUGCUGGGCUUGGGACUAUCUACAAGCUGAGUACGUUGAGACAACGGAGGAAAGGACUGACGCCGUAGAUUAAGGCUUGAAAGUUGGCCUAUCAACAUCUAAGUAGAGCGUCUAUAAAUAUGUCUUCUUCAUGGUGAGGAAAACCAUAGACACACAUGCGACCUACUAGAGAGGGGCCAACUUUCAACCUCUACUAAGUAGAGGCGCUCACUUUCGAAGUCGGGAAAAUAAUUCGGGUGCGGGUCAAUAGGAUUCAAUUUGGCGUCAAUGGAGUGCUGAUGAAAGUAAUAUGCUCAUGCAACGGGGAUGGCCUCGGCGUACUCGAAUGGUGGGACGAAGAUAAUGCUGAGGAAGUAGAGGCUAACUUGAUGCCGGAUGACAGUGAACAAGAGCAUCAAGACAACACUGUCGAUGCGCAAGAACAGGACAACUACACGACUGUCAAAAAUCAUGAAGAUGAACAGAUGAAGAAUGUAGUAGAGCCACACGACCAAGUAGUUUCAACGUCUCUAAUAGGAGGCGAGGCAACCGAAGCGAUGGGAGACGAAGCCGCAGUAGAAUGCGUAGGUGAGGGACGGGCAGGUUCUAGAAGUAAACACGCGUCGUCUUCUACCAAAUACGAAAAAGCGUCUUCUUCUAAUGACUCUGAUGAACUUGAUGCUUUGACUGGCCUUGAAUUCCAAGCGGAGGAUUCUACCUUAAAAGCACCUUCCAAAGAAGUAGGUACUACUAGUAAGCGGCAAGCCAAGAGGUCUUCAACAGCUCUCGCAGAGGCUGACUGCUCCUCCUCUUCGUCGUCGUCGAAGAUGAAGAAAAAGAAAACUACAAAGAAAUCCUCAAGUCCUCUACUAGCAGAUGCGGGACCUCCCAACAGAGGCAAGGACGAUGCUCCUGGUUCGACGCUGCUUCGAGAGUUUCACGCUGCUCCUCCUCCUGUAGGAGAAGAAUGCGACGCAUUGACAGACCUUGGAUUCGGAAUGGAGGGAAGCAAAGCGCAAGGACAAGGAACUACGCUAGCCACCAUAGAUGAGAACGCUACUGCGUUCUUUCAUCAGUCUUCGAGCUAAGGACUACACCUGAAAAGUUGAUGAGAUGAAUGCUGCCAUUCAUUUUUGCUUAGAAGAUUUCAUCUGACAACAUGCUACCAACCAGAUGAAUGCUGCCAUUCAUUUGCUUAGAAGAUUUCAUCUGACAACAUGCCACCAACCAGAUGAAUGCUGCCAUUCAUUUUUGCUUAGAAGAUUUCAUCUGACAUGCCACCAACCCUCCCCUCUUCCUAACCAUCUCCUCUCGCUCUCUCCUGCUCAAGAUUAGCCUGUUGAGACUGUUUCAUCAUGCACUUCUGCUAAGAAGUAGGAGCUCCUAUAGUCACGCUGAAACUGACCAUGUCAAGGGUGUCUUCCUUCACUCAAG
Molecule: messenger RNA, 2911 nt
Organism: Amoebophrya sp. A25
Lineage: Eukaryota; Dinophyceae; Syndiniales; Amoebophryaceae
Source: the annotation of a GenBank genome assembly